Messenger RNA from Pristis pectinata (smalltooth sawfish), 330 nucleotides. RefSeq lists its product as uncharacterized. Lineage: Eukaryota; Metazoa; Chordata; Chondrichthyes; Rhinopristiformes; Pristidae. The coding region runs from base 1 to 330 and encodes 109 amino acids. The transcript has a single exon. The record is from RefSeq and is a predicted model, not a curated record.
AUGGCGGGGGGGGACGGCGGGGGAGCGGGGUAUGGCGGGGGGACGGCGGGGUAUGGCGGGGGGACGGCGGGGGGAGCGGGUGAUGGCAGGGAGAGAGGGGAGAGCGGGCGACGGCGGGGGGAUGGCGGGGGAGCGGGGGACGGCGGGGGGAGCAGGGUAUGGCGGGGGGACGGCGGGGGGAUGGCGGGGGAGCGGGGGACGGCGGGGGGAGCAGGGUAUGGCGGGGGGACGGCGGGGUAUGGCGGGGGGACGGCGGGGGGAGCGGGGUAUGGCGGGGGGACGGCGGGGGGAGCGGGGUAUGGCGGGGGGGACGGCGGGGGGAGCGGGUGA